AUGGCCAACCUAGCGGCCGCCUACAAACCCGGCCCACAUGAACUUCUUGUUAGGAAUGAAAUCAUUACAUUCCACCCAAUCGAAUGGAAGAUUGCUAAGCUCGCUAUCUUCCCGCUCCAAUACCCGGCCAUUCUUGGCUCUUUUUUCGGGGGUAGAGUUGAAGCAGUCGGUCCACAAGUUACACGCUUCAAGGUUGGUGACAAAGUAGCCGCAGCUAAAAAAUUCGGAGCAGUCGGCAACCACUAUGGUGCCUAUCAGAGAUAUGUGGUGGCCUGGGACAGUAUGGCAAGCAAAGUACCAGAGGGUACCGAUCUCACCAUCCCGGCCAGCUUGACAGGGAAUUUGGGGUCCGUCAUAGGUCUGUUCACCGCAAAUGCUGGAUUGGACAAGCCUAGUCUUGAUGGCUUCGCCUCAGCCAAAAACAAUAAGGUUUUGAUUUACGGCGGUUCAUCUAGUUUCGGCAGCCUGUCCGUUCAAUAUGUCUCCGAAGCAGGGUAUACCGUGGUCACCACUAGUUCACCAAAUCACAAGGAGUUUGUGUAA
Messenger RNA from Pseudogymnoascus verrucosus, 543 nucleotides. RefSeq lists its product as uncharacterized. The record is from RefSeq and is a predicted model, not a curated record. The transcript has 2 exons. Gene Ontology annotation, molecular function: oxidoreductase activity, acting on NAD(P)H. NCBI's taxonomy places the organism in Eukaryota, Fungi, Ascomycota, Leotiomycetes, Thelebolales, Thelebolaceae. The coding region runs from base 1 to 543 and encodes 180 amino acids.